This is a messenger RNA of Notolabrus celidotus (New Zealand spotty), 4916 nucleotides long. It is a transcript of the gene amd1, whose product is annotated as adenosylmethionine decarboxylase 1. Gene Ontology annotation, molecular function: adenosylmethionine decarboxylase activity. The record is from RefSeq and is a predicted model, not a curated record. The coding region runs from base 211 to 1221 and encodes 336 amino acids. Lineage: Eukaryota; Metazoa; Chordata; Actinopteri; Labriformes; Labridae. The transcript has 9 exons. Gene Ontology annotation, biological process: spermidine biosynthetic process; spermine biosynthetic process. Gene Ontology annotation, cellular component: cytosol.
CCAUUCAGCGCUCUACACAGUAUGGCCGGCGAUAUUAGCUAGCACUCGCUAACUGUAUUCUCUGCAAAAGGGAAGACGGCAACUUAAGAGAAAUCAACACCUGGAUUGCUUAAAGGACUGUACCUCAAUAACUUAGACCUGACCGAGGAAGGAUUGAUUCAGCUGUAAACGACCCACGUUGAAUCCUUGUUGUUGGGUGUCUGUUGUCUCAUGAUGGAAGAUAACGGUGCACAUUUCUUCGAGGGGACCGAGAAGCUGCUGGAGGUGUGGUUCUCCCGGCAGGAUGAGACCAAAGGAACCGGGGACCUCCGUACCAUCCCAAGGUUUGAGUGGGACAAACUCUUGGAGAAUGUGCAUUGUUUGAUCAUAAGUGUGACAAAGUCUGACAAGCAGGACGCUUAUAUACUCAGUGAGAGUAGCAUGUUUGUCUCCAAGAGACGUUUCAUUUUGAAGACGUGCGGAACCACCCUCUUACUGCAAGCACUGGUGCCUCUGCUGGAACUCGCCAGGGAGUACUGUGGCUUCGAUGCCAUCGAGAACUUCUUCUACUCCCGCAAGAACUUUAUGAAACCAUCCCAUCAAGAGUUCCCUCAUCGAAACUUCCAGGAGGAAGUGGACUUCCUCAGCCAGAUCUUCCCCAAUGGUGCAGCUUACUGCAUGGGACGUUUGAACUCUGACUGCUGGUACCUGUUCACCCUAGACUUACCUGAGUACUGGGAGAACAAGCAUGCAGAUCAGACGCUGGAAGUUCUGAUGAGUGACCUCGAUCCAGCCAUUAUGGACCAGUUCUACAUGAAAGAUGGUGUUUCUGCAAGUGAAGUCACUCGUAUGAGUGGAAUUCGUGACCUGAUACCAGGUUCUGUGAUUGAUGCCACAAUGUUCAACCCUUGUGGAUAUUCAAUGAAUGGAAUGAAGACUGACGGAACUUACUGGACCAUCCACAUCACCCCGGAGCCAGAGUUCUCCUACGUCAGCUUCGAAACCAACCUGUCCCAGACAUCCUACGAUGAUCUGAUCAGGAAGGUGGUGGAGGUGUUCAAGCCAGGAAAAUUUGUGACAACGCUUUUUGUUAAUCAGAGCUCCAAAUGUCGCAGUGUCUUUUCUUCAGCCCAGAAGCUCGAGGGCUACAAGCGCCUCGACCGCCAGCUGGCUCAAUUCAACGACUACAACUUUGUCUUCACAAGCUACGUCCAGAACCGCCAGCAGAACCAGCAGAGCUGAGGUUCCAGGAUGAAGAAGAGGCGUAAAAAGAAAGGCGACCGCCGUGGACUCCCCCACUGCGGCCGGCUUCACCCCCCACUACAGAGUUUGUCGUCCCCCUCCCCCCUCGUCCUCCCCCGGCCCCCCUCCCGCCGCUGCUGCCGUCGUGGUUUCGAGUGUUCCGGUGCUGACGCAGCGGCGCCCCCCAGUUUAACCUCCAGUUUGAGUUGUUUGCAUUGUUGUUCCUGUGACUUAGAUCUCUUGCAUGAAAGCUCUUUUCUCUGUUUCGAUAUUCUAGCUCACUCUUGCUGUGAUCUUGAAGUGCAUGUAGAGGAAUUAAACACGCUCUGUUUGAGGCUGUCCACCUGUGCCCAGUACAACGGUCCCUUCCUGCAGGUGUCCCCCCUCAUCCCCCACAGACAAGGCUUCCGCCCACACUAAGCCAGGGCCCUGACAUGCUCAGAUCAGCGCGCCUGUUUCUGCUCUCCAUGAAUCACGACCCUUUCCUGAGUGCACUUUAAGAAGCUCACGGUACGAGAAGACGGCGGCUCUGCGUCUCGUCUGAUUGAAUGUAAAGUCAGGGUAAGCUUUGAGCCAUACUAAUCGUUGGUUUGUGGGGACGAGUCCCACCUUUUGAAAACGAACGCCAUAUUAGCUGUUUCAUGUGACCAGACCAAGGGUCAGCCAGGAGACGGGAUGCUUUGCUGGGUUUCUGAAGCAGACUCUAAAACCUGCGCUCGUUCAGCUCCACCGCCACCAACAGGGAGGGAGAGACGCCGUUUGACCUCUCUCUGUCUGUGACCUACCAAACUACAUCUGAUCCACCACCCCCCGGGUCUACAUCCCACCAAACUACAUCUAAUCCACCACCCGCGAGUCCACAUCCCACCAAACUACAUCUGAUCCACCACCCGCGAGUCCACAUCCCACCAAACUACAUCUAAUCCACCACCCGCGAGUCCACAUCCCACCAAACUACAUCUAAUCCACCACCCACGAGUCCACAUCCCACCAAACUACAUCUGAUCCACCACCCACGAGUCCACAUCCCACCAAACUACAUCUGAUCCACCACCCGCGAGUCCACAUCAUACCAAACUACAUCUAGUCCUCCACCCCGAGGGUCCACAUCUUACCAAACUACAUCUAAUCCUCCACCCUGCGGGUCCACAACCUUCACAGUCCAGGGUUUAUACUUAUGAGGGUCAAUCACACCCCAGUCAAUACAGAGUCUUCCUGCUGUUACUAAUGAACCUGUUUGUUACAGACAGACCACCCUGUGACCAGAAACUCAAGUUACUGACUAAGUCCAGACACAUGUAGACCACCAGAACAAACCCGAGCCAGCUCUGACCCUGAGAACUCAGGUAACCUGUGGUAAGAAUAAAACCCCUGAUACAGAAUCACCUCACUGAGACCUGAUCCUGGUCUCUUUAAGGGAGGCUUUAAACCAACUCUGAUGGUGGGAGGUCAUGACUGCGUUAACAUACGUGUCACAAAAAACACGCGUCAUAUUCAGGGCCCAUCUCCCCCAGUCCUCGUGUUUCCCCAGUCCUCGUGUGUACGUGUGUGUAUGAAUCAUUGAAGACCUGAGCACUUUGUGUCACCAUGAUGGAUCUAAAGCAAGCUUCUACCCUACAGCACUCACUUCACCUCCCCACACACACGCACGCACGCACACACACACACGGGCACACACGGGCACACACACACGCACGGGUCACACUGAAUGUAGCAGCGGCUGUAUGAAGCCCCCUCCCGUCCUCCAUCUUUGAAUGUACACGUCUGUAGAGAAAGGCUGGACUGAGUCUGAGCUGAAUGUCUACACACACACACACACACACACACACACACACACACACACACACACACACACACACACACACACACACACACACACACACACACACACACACACACACACACACACACACACACAGAGACAAACACACACAGACAAACACACACGCACCCUCAGACGUAGUAGCUGAGGCAGAAUGUGGAGAAGAUGGUGGAUGUGUGUGUGUGUGUGUGUGUGUGUGUGUGUGUGUUUCCUCUCAUGCUCCCAGUAUGAUGCUGUGUGUGUGUGUGUGUGUGUGUGUGUUGCACGUGAAGGCGUAGUGAUGGUGGCUCUGUAUUACAGACCUCGCUCAGUGACCAGCCUCCCCCCCUCUUCCCCCCAGAGUCAGACCGUGACCUGACGAGAGCCGGCCCUGCUGGCUGUGCCCCCGCUCGCUCGCUCGCUCGCUCCGCUCUGAAUGGGAAAUAAUGAAUCAGACACUUUUUGCUUAGUUGUCCAGCAAAGCAUUUUUCUUCUUCCCACAGAAUAUCAGCGUGUGUCUGUCUCUUUCCGCCCCAUACAGAGAUCUGUAAGAGCACAAUAGAGGCCCGCCGGUCUGAGCAUGCCAGGGUGCUCCCGGAUCAUUCCACAUGUAACCGCUACAUAAACUGCCGUUUUAUUACAUUUAUUGUGCCCAGACGGUUUUUGCAGUGAAUCAGUCCAAAAUGUGACCCCCCAGCAGUUUAGUUCUUUUUGUUGGGUCCCUUUUGUUCACUGAGGGGGAAAAUCCUGUGACACUAUGGUGCAUGUGACUACUAGUGCCGUGUUGCUUGACAGUGUAGUGUAGCGCCGUCUCUUCCUCCUUCCUCCGUCAGUGUGCUUCCACCUCCCUCUUGUUGAACCAGCUGUAGUUGUAGCUGCUGCAUCCUGGCGUGUUUUUCGGGGUGGGUGGGGAUUCUUCUUUUAUUUAUUUCUCUCCAUCAUUUCAAGCUGUGGCCGAGUGCUGAAAGCAGGUCGGGUUUCUUAUUUAUUACUUCAUUAAACAGUCGUCCGAGGCUCGCCGCCUCUCUCCGCCUGCCGUCAGGUUUCCCUUCACGCUCUUCUCCUGCCAGAGAACGCAGUCUGAACGGAGAGCCGGCAGGAGUCAGGACCUGCUUUCAGCGCCGCCCGCCGUGAAGUACGGUCUGUCCUCUGAAGUGUGUGUGCGAUGGUUGCAUCAGAACCUGUAGCAGUGCUUUGAUCACCUGAGGCGCUUGGCGAGCUGGUGGGGACGGUUCACGUGAGAACAUGCAGUGGAGUCGACACUGGAUAGCUUCCCUCUCUUUGUCCGUCAUGGCGUUUGGAGUGGUUUAUUCUUUUCCUGAGGACCAAUCUCUGCUCUUCCAUGACCUGCUCUGAGCUGGCCGCCAUGAUGGUUAGAGAAGUCACACAGUAUCUGUUACACACUCACUGCUCUUGAUCAGGUUAGCCUUAGCGGGAUGCAUCAUUGCUCUAUGAUUUUAUUUUUUAUACAGUGAACUCAAAACGCAUUUUGCAGUUAAUGGAACUAGAGUUUUAUACAAAAAGAGAUUUUGUAUUUUUGCUGCGGACCAAUAGUCUCUUGUUAUCUUCCCCUUUUUGUCCACAUGUUGGGUUUUGUUGUUGAAUAGUGUGUUCUGGGGUUAAGGGAUGAUUACCUUUGGAAGCUGAUGAAAUCAUGUUGUGUUUAUUUUUAUCUUCACCUUCUCUUCCUCUCCGGAGCGUCUGACAGGAAGGGAAAGUGAAAGCCUCCCCGGGUGAGAGAGAGGGUGCAGUUGCAGGGUGUAUCAUGAUGUACUGAAGGAGAAACUUUGCUGUUCUAAUUCUUUCUUUUGCUGUUCUUUGGAUGGUCAAGAUGUGCUAAAUAUAUCUGUGCUACGAGCUUGAUGCUUCAAUAAAAAGAUACUUAUCUGUGAAA